Drosophila erecta is the source of this 797-nucleotide messenger RNA. Its product is annotated as peptidyl-prolyl cis-trans isomerase. Bases 188 to 682 code for a protein of 164 amino acids. Gene Ontology annotation, biological process: protein folding; protein peptidyl-prolyl isomerization. Gene Ontology annotation, molecular function: peptidyl-prolyl cis-trans isomerase activity. The transcript has 2 exons. Lineage: Eukaryota; Metazoa; Arthropoda; Insecta; Diptera; Drosophilidae. Gene Ontology annotation, cellular component: intracellular membrane-bounded organelle. The record is from RefSeq and is a predicted model, not a curated record.
AGGCUGUGGAAUGAAUUUCAACUAGCCCUAAGUUCAGAUCCCUGGCCAGCCCAGAAAAUAGGUCAGUUCAGUUUCAGCUGUUCUACCGUAAGGUCCUCUUUAAAGGGUGUUUCAUUUUUAUCAUCAAGCUGUCUCCACCAAGUUAUCCGACCUGGCUUUCCUACGUAAAUUUUCGGCAUCUGCGAAGAUGUCGUUGCCGCGUGUUUAUUUCGAUAUAGCCGCGGGAGGUGAAAAGAUCGGAAGAAUUGUGAUGGAAUUGCGUUCGGAUGUGGUGCCCAAAACGGCGGAGAAUUUCCGGGCCCUCUGCACCGGAGAGAAGGGGUACGGCUACAAGGGAUCCCCAUUUCACCGCGUGAUCCCGAAUUUUAUGUGCCAGGGCGGUGAUUUCACCAAUCAAAACGGAACUGGAGGACGCUCCAUCUACGGCAACAAGUUUCCCGAUGAGAAUUUCGAGCUCAAGCACACGGGAGCCGGUGUACUUUCGAUGGCCAAUGCUGGGGCCAAUACCAAUGGAUCCCAGUUCUUCAUUUGCACCGGGAAAACCACCUGGCUGGAUAACAAGCAUGUCGUGUUCGGCAAGGUCGUUGAGGGUAUGGAAAUCGUCCAGAAGGUUGAAUCCUUCGGUUCACAAGAUGGAAAGACCAGCAAGAAGGUUAUCAUCGAAGACUGCGGUGCCCUCUGAUGGGAGCCAGUACAUUGAUGUACUGUCAAUACUCUAACAACACAUUUACAAUAACACUAAAGAUACAAUUGGCAAUAUAAAAGGGGGCAUAAAUAAAGGGAUCAUGCUGCGUAAU